AUGGCCGCGCUCUUCUCGCAACUCUGCUUGGUGGACGCCAUCUACGGGGAGGUCUACGCGGGCCGCUUCUACCCGUCGGUCAUGGAAGGGGGCGCGUUGCGGGGCCUGCUGAGCGAUGGAUGUGCCGUCAGUCGCUCGGGGGUGAACAGAAGGUUCCAACCUAAUUGCCGGAUAUUUUGGGCGGCGGCGUCCAUGAACGAUGUGGCGGCUUCCCGAUCCAAGAAGCGGAGGCGGGACCUCAUCAGCAACCUCCCUGACGAGAUCCUCGGCACCAUCAUCUCUCUCUUGCCCACCAAAGACGCCGCGCGGACAACCGUUCUCUCCUCUCGGUGGCGCCACCUCUGGCACUCCGCCCCGCUUAACCUCGCGGUCGAGCACCUCGCCCGCUCAAUCUGGCUCACCGGCUCGUUCCUCCGCGACAUCCACUACAAACCUGUUUACCGCCGGGUGAGCGAGCGCAUCGACGUCACCCUCUCCAAGAUCCUCGCCGUGCACACCGGCCCCGCUCGCCGCCUCUCCUUGGGUGACCGCCACGGCAUCCGCCUCAACCGCGGCUUCUGCACUAAGUUCGACGGCUGGUUCUGCUCCACCGCCCUCGAUGGCCUCGAGGAGCUCGAUUUCUACUUGGGCGGCGAGCCGGGGUGGACGCUGCCGACCUCCGUGCUCCGCUUCGCGCCCACGCUGCGCGUCGCGAGACUGUGCGGCUGUGAUUUCCACGAGAUUAAAGCUACCCCCGCACUUCGUCUCCCUCGGCUGAAGGAGCUCAAGCUCUGUGGUCGUGCCACUAUCUCGGAUGCGACCCUCCACUGCCUACUCGCUGGCUGCACUGCGCUAGAGAUCCUUCAGCUUGAUAACAUCCAGGGGCUCAGCUCCGUCCGGAUCAUCUCGUCCACUCUACGUAGUAUCGGUGUCUCUGGUUCUGACUUCAACAUUGAAGAGUCCCAGAUUCAGGAGCUUGUCAUUGAGGAUGCACCUUGCCUCGAGAGAUUGAUCACACUUGGUCCAUGUGGUGGCCCGAGGAUAGUCAAAGUCCUUGCGACGCCGAACUUGAUGGUGUUGGGCUGCCUGUAUGGCGAAAAUUUCAAAACUGUGAAUGGAACAAUUGUGAAGGAAAUUGUCCCCACUAGCUUGUCUGCAUCGGGACGCACAGUGAAGGUCUUGAUUCUAGAAUCUAUCGGCCCCAAUCUAGAAGCAGUUGUUGGCUUCCUUAGAUGCUUUCCCUGCUUGGAGAAGCUAUACAUCCAGUCACGCCUUAGGAAGGAUAUGAAAAAUGUGUGCCAAUAUAGCACACUCGAUCCCAUCGAAUGCCUUGAACUUCAUCUCAGAGCAAUAGUAUUGAACACCUAUGAAGGCAAGAGAGCAGAUGUUGACUUUGCCAAGUUCUUUGUUCUGAAUGCAAAGGUGCUCAAGGUAAUGAAAUUUGGUGCCAGUGGUACCUGCAAUGAUAAAUGGGUGGCUAAUCAGCGCAGGCGGCUACAACUGGGUAACAGAGCUUCUAGAGAUGCGCGAUUUGAUUUUGAAAGAGAUUUUGAUAUCCCCAGCCUUUGCGAUGACCAUCACCUGUAUGGUAUGUGGACAGUUGAUCCCUUUGGUAGCUCUUAG
Aegilops tauschii subsp. strangulata is the source of this 1602-nucleotide messenger RNA. The record is from RefSeq and is a predicted model, not a curated record. Lineage: Eukaryota; Viridiplantae; Streptophyta; Magnoliopsida; Poales; Poaceae.